CGCACUAAUCAGUGUACCGUAAACAAUGGGGUGUUUCUGUGUGUGUGUGGCUUGAUCGUACGUUUGGUUGACAAUCGCGAUGUGAUGUAUUCUACACCAUCGCAUGCUGAGUUAUAUUUUCAUCAAGACUUUAAUUUUUAUAUUAGUUAAAAGAUUUAUUUCUAAAUGUUUUCUUUCGUCGUGAUUACGUUUCUCUAUUUUGGUUUCUAAAUAUGUGUAAUUUGCCGCCGAAGUUCCAUUCAGUGUGUCGCCUUUGUUUAUCAUUCUGUGGCGAUAAUUGCAGUGAUGUUAAACUUCCAAUAUUCGAUCGUGAUAAGGAUAAAUCACAUCUAUCUGAGAUGAUAACGACAUAUUUAUCAAUAAUGGUGUCACCUGAAGAUAUGCUGCCACAGGUGGUAUGUGGGAGCUGUGCACACAAACUUGAUGAAUUUCACACAUUUAGAGAGUUAACUCAUAAAUCAGAAAGGCUCCUAGAACAGUUUCUUCAGUAUGCAAGUUCACUUUCCGGUUCAAAAGAGGAGGUGCUCAGCAUAGCGUCCGAUAAGCUCGAAGAGAUAAUCAAACCGUUCUCCGAGAAUGAUUACGAUCAAGCGAUCAAAAACAAAUACGCGGAAGUCGGGUCCCCGGACUCCACGGAGGAGAUGAAGAAUUUGGAGAGCAGGCAGGCGGCAGUCACUCUCUUGCAGAUCAAGAACUACGACCCCAUGAAAUACGUCAAGGCGGAGGAGGGUCCACACAUUAUGUUUAACAACGUUCCCAGUUUACCGCCUUCCGACAGAGCGAGAGAGGUGAUGCACUGUAACGCAGUCAUAGAUAUAAUAAGCAAGGCGGUAGCGGUCGCGCAGCGCGACGGCGAUGAAUCUCAGACCUUUCCUCCAAACUACGCGAGCGUGAUCGACAGGACGCAUCCGGCGAGUGCCACAGAGGGCGGCUACAGCCAGGAGUACGCCGAGGAGCAGUACACGUACGGCGCCUCGCAGCCCGCCGCCAGCCCCGGCAGCAACGACGACCAUGACAAUAAAGAAAUGGAUCUAUCUCUAUACAGCUCUCUAAAAACGGAACCCGUCGACCACACCGAGCGAACAGAUGCAGAAUCUCUUAAAUUGUACGUACACCGAACGGUGACGAAUAGUAAAAACGUCAACUUUGCCGAUGAGUACAAGCAGCAUGUUUUCGGGCGAGCUGGCAACAAAGCGAAGCAGACGAAAGACAUCUACGAUGAGUGCAGUCAGAGCAGUAGCGGUUCCGAUCCUGACAGGUUACAAAUGGAUAUAUCUGAGAUGUCACAGGACGAUCCGGAGGAGACUCAGUCGGUGCCGUCAACGCAGUCGUCGCCGAAGCCUCCGCACGAAGGUGAAAACGUCAAAGAGUCUUUGUGGCAGGCUCUACAUAGACAGAACGGUCGGGGUGGGGAGGCGACGCAGUUGCUGCGCCGGCUCAUCAACAGCAAGCACCUCGGCAUGACUGUGUCCCCGCUGCGGACAUCCACCUCCCCGCUGCCAACCAACCUGCUGCAGCACAACGGCGCUGUCUCACCGAAUGGCGAAUGGACGAGUUCUGGGCGCACGAGUAGUGCGGCUAUGUCGGGGGGCACGGCGCGUAGGAAGCAGAGUUUCCCGGCGCGCGCGCAGCCCGCCUGCGACCCCCCUCCCCAAACCUGGCCUCACCCCGCCUCAGAAAACCAAGAGCCAGUGGAAGCGUGCACGGGCGCGGCAGGUGCGGGGGGUGCGACGGGCGUGGGGGGCACGGGGGGUGCGCGAAACGUGGCACGAGUGGAGUUGUCGUGCAGCAACUGCGGCACUCACACCACCACCAUCUGGCGGCGGGAUGCACGCGGCGAGAUGGUGUGCAACGCGUGCGGCCUCUACUACAAGCUGCACGGCGUGCCGCGCCCCACCGCCAUGCGCCGCGAUACCAUACACACGCGUCGUCGUCGCCCGCGACACGACGGCAAACACGCCAGGAACAAGUCACGUCGCAACGCGGGCUCGUGUGCUGAGGUGACGGAGAGCGGAGGCGGCGGUGGCGGGGGAGGGGGCGGUGGGGGUGCGGGGGGCGAGGCGAACGAGGAGGCUGUGCUGUCGGCGCUGCGCCGUCAGUUGCAGCCCCACCUGCUGGCGGCACUACACGCGCACAACACGCACACGCACCGCAGCAUGCCGCCGUUGGAUCCCAGUAUGAGCGAGUACGAUGACGCGCCGCUGAACCUUGCGAGCCACGUGGCCGAGGAGACGCACUGACCGCCCCCGCCCCCGCC
Messenger RNA from Papilio machaon (common yellow swallowtail), 2257 nucleotides. RefSeq lists its product as uncharacterized. Gene Ontology annotation, biological process: positive regulation of transcription by RNA polymerase II; negative regulation of transcription by RNA polymerase II; cell fate commitment. Gene Ontology annotation, cellular component: nucleus. NCBI's taxonomy places the organism in Eukaryota, Metazoa, Arthropoda, Insecta, Lepidoptera, Papilionidae. The coding region runs from base 213 to 2240 and encodes 675 amino acids. Gene Ontology annotation, molecular function: zinc ion binding; DNA-binding transcription factor activity, RNA polymerase II-specific; RNA polymerase II cis-regulatory region sequence-specific DNA binding. The transcript has 9 exons. The record is from RefSeq and is a predicted model, not a curated record.